Messenger RNA from Maniola jurtina (meadow brown), 1200 nucleotides. RefSeq lists its product as uncharacterized. The transcript has 6 exons. Lineage: Eukaryota; Metazoa; Arthropoda; Insecta; Lepidoptera; Nymphalidae. The record is from RefSeq and is a predicted model, not a curated record. The coding region runs from base 1 to 1200 and encodes 399 amino acids.
AUGGUUUUAGAAGACGAUAUCAUACCCACAUCGGAAACACAUCAGAUAGCAGCUGUCAAUAUUCAACCCAUUACAAAGGCACAAGAGAAGAUCAUAAUUAGAGGUGCUUUAAUUCCAACGAAAGACUCGCCUUUCGACAUGUUUAAAGAAUACACACGUUUUGUGCCCCCGACAACUGCAGGAGUGACGCGGAUUGAUGGCAAUAUAGUUCUUGCACCAGUAAAACCAAUUAUUCAUACUUCUGUACCAUCAUAUGGGGCUGAAAUAAAAUACGGCCACGACCGAAAUUCACAGCAUGCAUUUAAUCCUCUGCCAAGUACUCAAUCUCAGACGUCGAUGACCAGGCAGUAUGCUCCGAUAGCACCUGUACUGUUUACACGACGUAAUACAAUGAGCGCGCUUACACCACGUGCCAUUGAUAAAUUUGAUGAUGUGAAAUUUAAUGAGCAACAAUUUAGAAAGCUAAAUUUUGAAAAUACAGUGCAAUCCAUUCAAAACAUUGAUAAUGAGUCAGAUAUAUCUUACAAUGAUUUGUUUUACAAUGAUGACAAUAAUGAGAGGACUACAAAUAAAUGGCAACAAAGUUCUAAAGAUAACUAUGACUUUCAUAAUCAAAAUCAUGAUGACAAUAAUUUAGAUAAGGGUUUUAAUGCAACAAAAAAAGCUAAUGAGUUAGAUGAAUCUAAAAAAGCCUCAAGUAUCGAACAAUCUAUUAUCAAUUAUGAAGAUAAUGAAUAUGGUGACACUGUAAAUAUUUCAGUUAGCCUUACAGGUGAAAAAAGCAGCACAACCGUUCUUAAAACUAAAAUAUCUAAAGCAAUAGAAAAUGAUCACAAUAAAAGGAAUUCAGUUUGUACCGUCUUGAAAUUAAGACAACUGUCCUUUAGUUCUCCGCUCACUUUACACGAGAUAGUAGCACAGUUAAAACAAUGGGCUGGAGCAAGCCCGGUAGCACAAUGGUUGGACAUAACUAAAGGAAAUUUCACAGUAAUGGAGAAUCCAAUAUAUAUGAUGAUUGUCGAUGACCUAAGUAGCGGCCAAAUCAUUUCCGCUAAGAAAACUGUAAUGAUUGUCGCAGGGCGCGAGUCGUGUCAAGCGUGCGAGGAGUUCGGCAUCAGGUGCACCAUCCAGUCGUGUUACGGCGUCAACCUCGAUCGCAACUUCGAAUAUCAAUGGAUACCUGGUAAAAACAAUAAAUGA